CUUCUCCAAUAUGUAGCAAUAUUCUUUUCCCGCGCCCAUUUCCAAUCGAUCGAGAACGAGUGGGAGCGACAGCGAGAGGGAGGAGAAAUCAGGAGAGCGAGGCGAAGAGAGAGGGCGGUUGUGAGAGAGAGGGAGGAUGUGCGGAAGGACUCGUUGCACCCUCAACACCGAUCAAAUCGCUAGGGCUUGCGGCCUCACUGUCAAUGCCGCCUCCAUCCGCACCCACGAAAUCGACCGGUAUCGUCCGUCCUACAACGUUUCGCCAGGGGCGUACCUGCCGGUGGUGCUCGUGGAGAGGGCCACGGGAGAAGCGGAGGAGUCGCCGGCCAUCCGUUGCAUGAAGUGGGGUCUGGUUCCCAGCUUCACAAAGAAGACCGAGAAGCCUGAUCACUACAAAAUGUUCAAUGCUCGAUCAGAAUCAAUAAAAGAGAAAGCUUCAUUUCGUCGACUUGUUCCUACUAACCGGUGCCUUGUGGCAGUAGAAGGAUUCUACGAGUGGAAGAAAGAUGGUUCAAAAAAACAACCAUACUAUAUACAUUUCAAGGAUAACCGACCUCUUGUAUUUGCUGCUCUCUAUGAUGCUUGGAAGAACUCAGAAGGGGAUAUCCUUUACACCUUAACAAUUCUGACCACAAGCUCAUCAUCGGCCUUGCAGUGGCUUCAUGAUCGGAUGCCUGUGAUCUUGAGGAAUGAGGGUUCUGUUGAUGUUUGGUUAAACAAAGCCAUACCAGAAUUCGAAACUGUCCUUAGGCCAUAUGAGGAUGCUGAUCUGGUUUGGUAUCCUGUGACAACUGCAGUUGGUAAACCAUCCUUUGAUGGGCCUGAGUGUAUUAAAGAGAUACAACUCAGCUCAGCUGACAGAAACCCAAUAUCGAAGUUCUUUGCAAAGAAAACUGAUGAUAAGGACCAGAUGGAGGUAAAGCAUGGUAAGUCCCUCAAGGAAUCUCCGAAAAAAGAGAUUUUUGAUAUAGCUGCGGAACUCAGUAUAUCAUCUGAAGAAUCGCCACAAGGAGAUCACUUCGAUGAUCUGAAAGAACAUCUGGAAUUCAACACACAUGCAAAUGCUGAUGAGUCUGAUCACUUCUCCCUGCUCAAGAAUCCUAGCAUAGAACCAGAAAUUUGUGGCACCAAAAGAGGCUCCGGGGCUAUUGCACCUGAUUCUGGACUAACAUCUGAGAAGGGCUCUAAACCUAAAAAGAAGGCACGGCCUGUUAAGAAUACUGGGGACAAGCAAGCUUCCCUCCUAUCAUAUUUUGAGAAGGCCUAGACGUUUUUUUGUUCAGUAUAUUUUGAUGCUUGAACAUGUUCCUUGUACAACUGCAACAAGUUUGCUUGUAAUUGUCCUUUUACCUGUGAAGUCCAAACACUAAUCAGUGACCUGGUAACUAUAUACUACAAGUGUUCUUAGCUCACAAGAAGCCGGAAGUGUAAGCUUU
Musa acuminata AAA Group (dessert banana) is the source of this 1436-nucleotide messenger RNA. RefSeq lists its product as uncharacterized. Gene Ontology annotation, molecular function: single-stranded DNA binding. NCBI's taxonomy places the organism in Eukaryota, Viridiplantae, Streptophyta, Magnoliopsida, Zingiberales, Musaceae. The record is from RefSeq and is a predicted model, not a curated record. The transcript is spliced from 8 exons. Bases 137 to 1267 code for a protein of 376 amino acids. Gene Ontology annotation, biological process: DNA damage response.